Molecule: messenger RNA, 572 nt
Organism: Rotaria sp. Silwood2
Lineage: Eukaryota; Metazoa; Rotifera; Eurotatoria; Philodinida; Philodinidae
Source: the annotation of a GenBank genome assembly
AUGGCAAAAUAUCUAUCCGGUGAACUUUAUCGUGAAGCUAAAAAUAAAUAUACACCAUCAGCUUUUAUUGUUAAUAUUUAUGCAUCAUUAAUACGUACAAUAAAUCGUUUAAAAAAUGUAUUUAUUUUCAUAUAUAAUCAUUCAAUGGUAUCCAUAUUAAAACGAUGUCCAAUAGAUUAUAUUGAACAACGUGUUUUUAUAAAUCCACAUGAAAUAAUUGAUUUAUUAAAUGAAGUUCACGCACAUGAAAUAUUAAUUGAUGGAAUUUUUAAUGGUGAUCCACAUCCAGGAAAUAUUUUUCUACUAAAGAAUGGAAAAAUUGGUUUAAUUGAUUUUGGUCAAGUACAAGAAUUUUCGCUAUCUCGUCGUCUUAAAUUAGCUAAAUUAAUUGUUUUACUUGCUGAAGGUACAAAAGAAGAAAUUGUCCAACAUUAUGUAUCAAUGGGUACACGUACACGUUAUAUGAACCCGUAUGUUAUAGAAAAAUUAGCUCGACUUGGCUUUGAUCGUGAUGAUCCCGAAAUAUGUGAAGGCAAAAAUGCACAAUUAUUUUUUGAAGGUUUAGGAAAGUU